AUGCUCCGCGAGCGCCAGGCCCUGAUCCAGGCGCAGCAGCAGCAGCAGCAGCGACAACUACCAUCAUCGUCGCCGCAGCGCCAGCAGCAGCCGUACGACCCGGACAUCUCGGCCGAGGAGUACGCAGAGUACGAGGCGCACCAGGCCGAGCUGCUCAGGCGGCAGAGCGAGAUGAUGAGGGCGCAACAGCAGCAGCAGCAGCAGGCGCCGGUGCAGCGGCUGGGACAGCCGGGCCGGGGUGCGGCUGUGAUGCAGACGACGCCGACGCCGGGAGACGGGGGCCGUGGGGGCCGCACGAGGGAGGACAGGAUCGGCGUUGGACGGCGCGGGAGGUGA
Molecule: messenger RNA, 336 nt
Organism: Colletotrichum aenigma
Lineage: Eukaryota; Fungi; Ascomycota; Sordariomycetes; Glomerellales; Glomerellaceae
Exons: 1
Coding region: 1-336 (111 amino acids)
Source: RefSeq, a predicted model, not a curated record